AUGCGAGACUGCAAUCAAGACAGAACUAACAGCAAUCCAGCAAAAGAUAGCCCUCUUGAUCGUUUACCGUACGCAGUGGAGGCGCCCUUUAACUCGUUUUCCCGACAACACGACGGUGACGACACCACGUGCCUUGACAACACCCGAGUCGACGUCCUCCAGGAAAUAUACAACUGGGCAGAUGGUGAAGACAAGAGAGGCAUCUUCUGGCUAAACGGCUUGGCCGGCACAGGAAAGUGGACAAUCGCACGAACUAUCGCCCGCAAAUACUACGAGCAGAAGCGUCUCGGAGCGAGUUUCUUCUUCUCAAGAGGCGGUGGAGACGUCGGCCAUGCUGGUAUGUUCAUUACGACUAUUGCCCACCAGCUUGCGGAUAACGUACCACCUCUCCGGCAAUACAUUUCCCAAGCUAUUGAGGAUUGUAGCGGUAUUGUGAGCCACGCUCUCGGCGACCAGUGGCGUCGGCUUAUCCUCGGUCCGUUAUCUCAGCUGGAUGGCGACUCCCAGUAUAUUCUUGUAAUUGAUGCUCUUGAUGAAUGUGACAGUGACAAGAACAUUCAGACCAUUCUGAGACUGUUGGCCAAAGAUCGGACAGUCCGACUACGAGUUUUCCUGACGAGCAGACCUGAGACUCCAAUCCGAUAUUCCUUCCGUGAAAUACCCCAGGCUGAGCACCAGGACUUUAUUCUCCACGAUAUAUCGCCAAAGACUGUAGGUCACGAUAUCUCUAUCUUCCUGGAACACAAUUUCAAAAUCAUUAGGGACGAACGCGAACUGGGUACAAGCUGGCCGAGCCAACGGAAAAUUGACCGUCUAGUCCAGAAUGCAGGCGGUCUCUUCAUAUGGGCUGCAACUGCUUGUAUGUUCAUUCGCAAAGGGUUCGUCGUUGAAGAAAAACUGGACAUGCUUCUUGAAGGCGAUAACUCUACUAAUACACCAGAAAAUCAUCUCAGCAAGAUCUAUAUCACUGUCUUGAAGAAUUCGAGCCGAGACUACACCGAGCAAGACAAACAAAGCUUGUAUAGAAUGCUAAGAGUCAUUCUUGGAAGUAUCGUUAUUCUAUUCGAGCCCGUUUCCGCGGGCUCCUUAAGCAAGCUACUCUCUAUUACGAGACAUAUGGUUAACCAGGCGCUAAAGGAUCUUCAUGCUAUCCUAGCUAUCCCAACGGACCAAGCACGCCCCCUCCGCCUACACCAUCCUUCAUUUCGCGACUUUCUUCUCGAUAAAGAUAGGUGCGGUGAUUCAAAUUUCUGGGUGGACGAGAAGCAAGCCCAUUUGAUGUUAGCUGAUCGCUGUAUACAACUUAUGUCCUCCCUCAAGCAAGAUAUCUGUGGCCUGCACGAUCCGGGUGUCCUCCUAACCACUGUGAAAACCAGUCAAGUGGAGCAAUUCCUUCCUCCAGAGGUUCAGUAUGCGUGCCGGUAUUGGGUGUCGCAUCUCCAAAGGAGUAGUGCUCACAUCUUUGACAAUGACAAAGUUCAUCGGUUCCUGCGGGAGCAUCUGCUUCAUUGGCUUGAGGCCCUUAGCUGGAUGCAGAAAAUCUAUGAAGGAAUUCGUGCAAUAAUUUCGUUAGAGUCUAUUGCUUCGACUAGUGACUGUCCUCUCUUCUACAAGUUCAUCCAUGAUGCAAAACGAUUUGCCCUGUAUAAUCGACCUGUAAUGGAGCAGGCCCCCCUCCAGAUAUAUCUCAGUGCACUGAUAUUCGCACCAACGAACAGCAAAGUCCGAAAUGAAUUCCAAGCCCCGGAACUUUGCCGGAUGAAGAGAUUGCCUGAUACUAGACAGCAUUGGAGUGCCUUAUUGCAGACCCUUGAGGGCCAUACUCUUUGGGUGAACACGGUCACCUUCUCAGAGGAUGGGGACAUGCUAGCGUCAGGGUCACAAGAUGGCACAGUACGGCUCUGGGAUCCGACUACUGGACAGUGCCUACAGACUCUCGAGGCCCAUAAUAGCCCGAUAAUCACAGUCGCCUUCUUCUUAAAGGACGAGGAGAUGCUAGAGUUAGGGUCAGCGUCAGAUGAUGGCACAGUGCGGCUCUGGGACCUGGCUACUGGACAGUGCCUGCAGACCCUCAAGUGCGGCAGGGUAAGCAUGGUCGCCUUCUCAAAUGACGGGAAGACGCUAGCGUCAGCGUCAGGAUGGUUUACUAAGACGGUACGGCUUUGGGACCUGACCACCGGACAGUGCCUACAGACCCUCGAGUGCGACAGGGUAAGCAGGAUCGCCUUCUCUAAGGACGGGAGCACGCUAGCGUCAGCAUCAUUCGAUAACACGGUACGGCUCUGGGACCUAACUACCGGACAGUGCCUGCAGACCUUCGAGUGCUACGAUAUAAACAAGACCGCCUUCUCUAAGGACGGGAACAUGCUAGCGUCAGUAUCAGUAUCGUCAGAUAACGCUGUACGGCUCUGGGACCUGACUACCGGACAGUGCCUGCAGUCCCUCGAGUGCGGCAGGGUAAGCACGAUCGCCUUCUCCAAGGACGGGAACACGCUGGCGUCAGGAUCGUCGUGGGAUAACACGGUACGGCUCUGGGACCUGACUACCGGACAGUGCCUACAGACCCUCGAGGGCCAUAAUGGCCGGGUAAACACGAUCGACUUCUCCAAGGACGGGAACACGCUGGCGUCAGGAUCAUUAGAUAACACGGUACGGCUCUGGGACCUGACUACCGGACAGUGUCUACAGACCCUCGAGGGCCAUAAUGGCCGGGUAAACACGACCGCCUUCUUUAAGGACAGGAAUAUGCUCGCGUCAGGAUCGUCGCUAGAUGGUACGGUACGCCUCUGGGACCUGACUACCGGACAGUGCCUACAGACUCUUGAGUGCGACGGGGUAAGCAGGAUCGGCUUCUCUAAGGACGGGAACACGCUGGCGUCAGUAUCGUUCAAUAACACGGAACGGUAUUCAUCGUUCGAGGACACAGUUGGGCUCUGGGACCUGACUACCGGACAGUGCCUACGUAUCGUCGAGCCUAUGGCGACAAGCUUACACAUUAGAAAUCCGGUCAUUUAUCAUGAUCCGGGACAGCCAAAAUCUGUUGUCAAUAUGUGGGUCACCCAAGGUACACAGAAACUUCUGUGGCUUCCACAAGAGUACAGAAAUCCCUUACAUUCAGCUGUCCAUGAUAACAUGCUCGCUCUUGGAUACGGGUCUGGUCAGAUUAUAGUCCUUGAAUUCGCCUCCUAUUGA
Amorphotheca resinae ATCC 22711 is the source of this 3192-nucleotide messenger RNA. RefSeq lists its product as hypothetical. Gene Ontology annotation, molecular function: U4 snRNA binding; protein binding; U6 snRNA binding. The transcript has 2 exons. The record is from RefSeq and is a predicted model, not a curated record. The coding region runs from base 1 to 3192 and encodes 1063 amino acids. Gene Ontology annotation, biological process: mRNA splicing, via spliceosome. Gene Ontology annotation, cellular component: U4/U6 x U5 tri-snRNP complex. NCBI's taxonomy places the organism in Eukaryota, Fungi, Ascomycota, Leotiomycetes, Helotiales, Amorphothecaceae.